Messenger RNA from Dothidotthia symphoricarpi CBS 119687, 1407 nucleotides. RefSeq lists its product as uncharacterized. NCBI's taxonomy places the organism in Eukaryota, Fungi, Ascomycota, Dothideomycetes, Pleosporales, Dothidotthiaceae. Bases 1 to 1407 code for a protein of 468 amino acids. The record is from RefSeq and is a predicted model, not a curated record. The transcript has a single exon.
AUGGGUAAGUCUCAUUCGCAUCGGAACUCGCACAACCGAAAGAGCCCAGACAACCAGAAACCUUCAUCAGCGUCCGAGACUUCCUCGACUGAAUCCGAAUCCUACCAACACCCGAUUUCUCCUAGCAGCCCUCGUCCGGCAAAGCCUACCCUGACGACCAACCCUCAUGUCAUGAAGAUUGGGCAACAGCUGCAUCUCUAUUCUACCUUGCACAAGAUCCGAAAGCAAGAAUACAUUGAUGCUCUCGCCAAGUUCCGAGCCUGGUACCCACCCCACAAGAAACUCGUCUCGGACCCCGACCUUCAUAAUGAAUGGGCCAACUCGUCAAACCGUAACCGGGCUUUUGCGCAACUCAUCCGUGGCAUGGAAGAUGCCGAGACGCGAGCCAUUGCGUACAAUGAGGCAUUGGCUGAUGCGGAGCGGAGCACCGUUGGCAGAGGUUCAACUCGAAGCCGGUUCGAAAGCUUGGCGAGAAGCGACGCGGGAGGUUCGAUACAAAGCCAUGGCAUGAGAGCGCUGACCAAGAGGGACAAAAGGUUUCGCCGAACUCGACCUCAGCCUGUGGAAGAUCGGAACCCAACUACCCCAACACCUCUCAGAUCUGGAGACCGAUACACAGCCCUGGAUGAUGAUGACGAUUAUGAUGACAAGCCACGUCAGGCGAACAGAAAGCAACAUGUCUCAAAGAAACAAGCGGGGUCUGGGAAGACUGGCCGAGCUAUAUACCGGAACCCAAUGUCCUCGCAAAGCUCAGAGCAAUCAUCAGACACUGCAAGAUACCAGGGCCCAUCACGAUCAUCUUCUCGAAACCACAACAGUAAAACCAUACCCACCUCCGUCCCAACAUCUCCGCUAGAUGCUUCACCUCAGACCGACACCGGGCUUCCCUCCUCGUCAUCGGCUCCAGUCUCCACACCCGCUGCCACAUCUGCUCCAGAUUCUGAUCUCGCCGGCGUCCCUCCAGGUCCCAUCGCAUACGCCUUGGACAAGCUGUUCAACCUGAGUCGUGCCACUACACGUCCGGUACCUCCCCCAACACGGAGCAUGAAGUUCGAAGUUCGGGGCCAGGAAUACUCGUACACGGGACCAGUCAUCCGGAUGGAAACGAAUGGGAGUGGCAGGAACACAGACGAUGGACUUUCAGGCAUGGGUAUGGCUAACAUGAUGAUGGGUGUUGUCGGAAUGAACAUGCCUGGCAUGGGACCACAGCAGAUGCCAGGUGUGGGUUUCGGUAUCAGUAAUCACCGUCAAGAGGGUGUUGGUCAGGUAACGCAGCAGCCUCAGGGUCGGCGAAGGUUGGUGGAGUUGAAGAACGGCCGCGCGAAGAAGAGAACUCUGACCGAUACUGAGAGUGACUCGGAUGAGCGGCAACAAAAGAAGAAGAAGGGAAGAAGGUCGGAGAAGUAG